CUUCAGCUCCUAGUAAUUUAUUUCCCUGACUGACUGCAGUUGGUUAUUUUGCAUGUGCAAUUAUGGUGAUUUAAUGAGCAUUAAACAGCACUUGCACCAUACUGUUGAAUCCAUGUUGCCUCUUACAUAUUUCUUCUAGAAUCCAUGUUGCACACUUGCACCAAGUCAAAGCUCCAAAAUAUGAUUAAUAAAUUCUUUGUGAAGUGCUGUACCCCAGCUAUUAGUUUGAUUAAAAAAUGAGAAGAUGUCUGGUUUUGGAUAAGAUAAUUUAGAAAGAGGUGUUGUCAUGCCAGCUUUAUAAAAGCUUCUGUUACAUGCCAAAUUGGGUUUGUCAACUCCAAAGCUAGUUGUCCAAAAAAAGAACUACUAGAUUGCAAGAUCAAUGUUUGGUUUUUUGUAUGGAAUAUUGCUUCAUCUACAUGGUUGGCGCCAAGCACAAAGGCCUGGGUAAGGUGGCUGUACCAUGUCCUGAUGCUGCUUGUGAAUAGGUAACUGUGUCAGAAUUUUUUUACAACUCCGUAACUGCCCAGGUAAUAGCUUGACUCGCAACAUACAUGUCUCAGUCAGACCAAACCAGUAGCUGUUGAUCAUAUCUGAAGCCACAGAUCCUUUGCUGUACUGUCAAUCUAGCAUGUAUAUCUCUGUUGAGACUUGUAAGGCUUUUUUUAUGGUCUGUAAUGCUGGGUGCUUCUCGGGGUGGUUGAUGCAUGCAAUAGCUGAUAGAUUUUAAAAUAUCCAUUACACAGGAAGUAACUCCAUGUGGUCCCCGUUAAAUAAAAUGGAGACAGUUUAAAGUAUUGGUAGACUAUCAGCUUGAUGAUUUUGUAUCUUUAGCAUACAUUUAGCUGACUCAAGGUCCCCCUCUCUAGAACCAUAGCCCCACUCACCUAUAUACACACAACGAGUUAAACUUUAUGGCAUUCUCUUAGCCCCUGAAAUUAUCCUAGUCUCAUAUCUUUGCUUUAAAGUUCAAUCCCUUCUCUUCUGUGAUUCCAUUCUACGAAGAAACAUGUAAGUAGCAACAUAGAUUCAGCUAAUUCUGUAACAGCAACGCAGAAUCCAAAUCAUGUUACUCUUUUUUGCAACUUUUUUUGGGUUUGAUUUCUCUCUCAGAUUAGUUAGUUGUUGUUCUAUUCCUUUUGGAAACUGCUGUAUUUGUUGGGAUUUGUUCUAUUCAGUUCUCAAAUACUUUACUUUUUAAGUGGAUUAAAUCUGCAAAUACUACCUCCGUUCCUAAAUUCUUGUCGCUGUUUUAGUACAAAUUUGAACUAAAACAGCGACAAGAAUUUAGGAACGGAGGGAGUAUGUUGCAAACGUUUCUUAAUCCUUUGCAAUUUGUUCCUGUACUUCUUCAUUACAAUCUUGAGUUUACUCCAGUCCCGAGAAGUAUAACUGUCAAUUAUCAUUGUUCACUUCACCUCAAGUUGCUGUUGUUUGACUGGUUUUUCUUUCCCAAGAUGCAUAACCUGCUUGGUAUUGACCAUUAUAAGAACCUUACUGAUUCACUAUUUGGGGUUUAAUAGUAAUAAUUUUCUUUCGGCUUGCAAAUUCAGCUAAUUUAAAGAAGAUAAAUCCUGGCAAAUCAGUGGCCUUGGAAGAUCAUUCACUCCCAUUAUCUGAACAACUGCACAAGACCAGCAAAAUUAUUUCUUCAGUAAUUUCCCUCCCAAGUUUGAUGUGGUAGACCCUUACACAGCCAAUAUAUGAGCAAAGAUCCAGUGCAACUGACUGAAGUUGGUCAUUUUAGGGGUAAUGUACACGGCCAUACUGGAUACAUCAACGAUGAGUCAGUUUCGCGAUGGAGAAGUUCCUUGGUAUCUUUCAUCAGAUAUAACUGUACUACCAGCACUCCCUGAAGUCAUGGUUCCUAGUUUUCCACAGUAUAGCGCAUCUUAUAUUGAACGGGGUUUGUGCCGUAGUUCUAUCACCCCAUUAAAUACGUUUUUGCCUGCAAGUAGUGGCCUCCAGUCAACAUAUAUGUCUGCUUCCAACUUUACCUCAGAUCUUUGUAUCAACAAUGGAUUACCCAAUGAGAAGCUGUCUUCCGGAUCACAUAUCAUUGCAAUAUCUGGUUUUGAUACUUCAUUGUCGUCAACACAUUCAUCAUACAAGGAUGAUCCAAGUUCUUUAAGGAUGCUCUAUCCCAAAGUAUCUGAAGAGAUUUAUUGGGUUCAAGAACCAGUCCCAGGAGUAUUUGAUUAUCCAGCUAGCCUAAAUGUUUCUGAUCAACGAAACUUGGUUGUUAGUCAAGAAAUGCAGGACAUCAUUACAUUGGAUCAUGAUACCCACCUUGCAAAGCAAAAGGAGUGGUUCUCAUCUGAGAGUUCAGGGAAAUUUCUGGAAAAUUCAGGAUGUGGUGGAUCUGUGCUUAAGGCAGUUGAUACAAGAAGUACAGCACCUCCAAACUAUACAUAUUUUCAUAUGCAGAACAAUGUAUCAAGUCAUUUCAACGUCGAUGAACUUUGCAGUGACAAUUUCCCUUCUUCAGACACAGCCCCAACCAAGUCAAGGAUGCGCUGGACAACUGAGCUCCAUGAGCUGUUUGUUGGUGCUAUUAUCAAGCUUGGUGGAAGUGAAAAAGCAACUCCAAAAGCUGUCCAGAAAAUUAUGAAGGUUGAAGGGUUAACCAUAUACCAUGUAAAAAGCCAUCUACAGAAGUAUCGUACAGUUCGUCAUCGAUCUGAAUCAUCGGAUGCAGGCACUUCGACAGAGAGAAGCGGACAAAUGGAUGAAAUUUCCUCUCAAAAGUUGAAAGACAUGGAUACUAGUGAAGGACUAAGAACUCAAAUUGGCUUGCAGAAGCAGCUUCAUGAACAACUUGAGAUCCAAAGAAAGCUGCAGCUGCAAGUAGAAGAACACAGCAAGUACCUCGAGAUGGCAAUUGCGAAGCAGGGUGAGAGCCUAAAACAACUCGGAGCAUUACCAGUGUUUGAAAAUUCAAGAACGCAGGUUUUGGAUCACAUCAAAGCAUGCGAAGACCAAACUGUAGAUUUCAGCGGAAGAGAGGCACUGAGAAAUUGAAUGCUCUGUGACAUAUCAAUUAUUGGGACUUACAAACAAAAAUACUUCAUAAGGCUCACUGGCAGCAGCAAGCAAGAUGGAGAGCUGAUUUGAUCGUGACAAGAGUAGCUCAUCGGCUGCGAAAAGUGAGGAUGACAGGCCAAUUUUAUUCAGAUGAGAGUCAGUUACUGCCUUGUUUUCAGGCACCGUUAUUGCGAUCCAACUCGCUACAACAUUUUGAAUUUACAAUUUACAAGAUAGAAACCCUUUUCUUUUUCAUAACAAACUAUGACCGUGCUGCAUUUUAUUGCCAGUGACCCACAUUGUUGGCUUGUUUCA
Messenger RNA from Brachypodium distachyon (stiff brome), 3339 nucleotides. Its product is annotated as protein PHOSPHATE STARVATION RESPONSE 2. The transcript has 7 exons. The record is from RefSeq and is a predicted model, not a curated record. Gene Ontology annotation, molecular function: DNA binding; DNA-binding transcription factor activity. NCBI's taxonomy places the organism in Eukaryota, Viridiplantae, Streptophyta, Magnoliopsida, Poales, Poaceae. Bases 1753 to 3021 code for a protein of 422 amino acids.